GCUUUAACUCUUAUAUAAUCAUUGUUUGCUUCGUAGUGUUUGCAGCAGCAGCCUACAGUCAGUAGAGUAAUCUUAAGUUUUCAUUUAUUUUUGAAUAUUAUUGUAUUCAGUGUUAUUUUUGGGUUGGUCUCUUUGGAAUCUUGCUUCCAUUUAGAGCUUGGAUAUACCCCAUUUAUUGUGCUUCUACAGAUUUAUACAUCUAUAGAAGUCAUCCCAGCCUCGAGAAUUAAAUGUAGAUUUUAUAUAUGUAGGAUGUGGUUGGUGUUUAGGCUUCUUCCGCACUGUAAGUCUUUAAAAGAGUAAACACUUGAGGAAGUUGGAACUCUAUAGUACUUAUCUAAAAAGUUCCGUAUUAAAGUCGAACAUUUCCUCCGCGGGUAUUAUUGAAUUUUGUCGGAUACAGAAAAUCCAGCUGUUUCUAUUUGUCGCAAACUAGAUUUGUGCUGCCGUUUCAUUUCCUUUCCUACUUCCUACUUCAGUCGACAAUCAGCAUCCAUCUGUCUUUGUCACGUGUUCAUACAUGCAUAUAGUCGUACACGUGUAUACAAAUCUGAGUGUGUUUAUAUAUCCCAAGGGAGAGAGAAUGAAUUAAUUAUAAAUUGUGAUAAAGAGUGAGAGAACAACAGAAAGAGGAGAAAGAGUGAAUAACCAAAAGAGGAGAGGAUAAUGGCAAUUUUAGACAUAAGGCAGCUGGUUGCUGGUAUGCUGACAUUUUCGAUGUUCAUAAUGCUUGGCAAUAUGAUUAAGAAAGAUCAUUUUGAUUCAGCUAUUGUGGAUGACCUUAAUUUCGCUAAUAUGGCUGGGUCUAGAUCUUCCUCAGAUAGGAGCCUACGAGAUGCUCUUUAUCAAUGGGAAGCAUGGAAAGAUAAUGUGGAAACAGGGGAACCUUGCUGGAACAAAUCAGUGCAAGAAAGGUGGAAUCAACCAAAAGGAUAUAUUACAUUUUCCUUAACUGGUGGCACCCAUCUUCAUUUUUCACAGGUUGCCAAUGCAGUUCUGAUUGCGAAACAAGUGAAGGCUACUCUUGUGCUAACUGAUCUAGGAGGAAAAAACGCGGGAGAGAAGAGGGACUUUGGUGAUGUGUACGAUGUCCAUAAAUUUAUGUCAAGCCUCAACGGUACAGUUAAUAUCGCAUACCAUCAGCCUCCUGAGUUAUCAGCCAAAAAGCUUCCUAUAGCAAGGAUUCCUAGUGUAAUUUCUGAAGGCUAUGUAACAGCAAAUAUUGAGCCGAUAUUUAAGAGGAAGGGUUAUCUGAAGAUCGAAACAUACUUUCCCACCCCUUACAUGACAAAGGUAGACGGCAUGAACAAUAUGAACUCAGUUUCAUGUAUGGUUGCUUUUGAGGCUCUCCAGUUGCAAGCUGGUUUGAAAGAAUUUAUUGACUCGGUGCUUGAAAAGCUUCAUACUUUGAGUCAAGAGUCACAUGGUCGAUUCAUUGCGGUUGACUGGAGAGCAGAGAUGCUGGGGACAAAAAGGUGUCAGGGGACUACAGCGACUGAGAAGAAAAAUUGUUUUAGUGCGCAGGAAAUUGGCCAGUUUCUGAAUAAGAUUGGUUUUGAAAAAAAUACCACAAUAUAUUUGACACAAGAUGGGUGGCACAACAGUUUAGAUGCCUUGACAAAUAUUUUCCCCAACACAUAUACAAAGGAAAGCUUGAUUCCUUUGGACAAGGCGAGAAAGUUCUCCGAUUUCACCAAUGUGAUUGAUUUUUAUGUAUGUAGUCAGAGCGACGUAUUUGUACCAGCGUUCUCAAAACUUUUCUAUUCCAGUGUUGUUGGGCAGCGAAUAGCACUGCAGAAGCUUCAAAUUUUGGAUCCUGCUCAGGCCACAUCUGCAGAUGCUAAGGACUACAUAUCUUCCUACAUAUCCCAAAAAAACCAUUGGGCAUAUUCGUGCUUCUGUUGAGUCUAUUGCCAAGGAUGGAAAGAACUUGGCACUUUAUCUUUCAAAAUGUAAAUGUGCAAGUCAAUAAGAUGCCUCAACUGCUCUCUUUGUAUUACUAGUGUGCUUUAUGUAUGUCCUUCCGUGUAGUAUUGAAGACAUUGGGGUGUAAGUUGAUGACUUCUAGCUCUUUCUGGCUUUUACUCUUCUGAAUAAAUUUUUAGUGUGCUAAAUGUAUUAAAAAGUAUUCAGGAAACAGAAACACAGCCUGAUUUCAAAAUAUACGUGCAUGUUGCCGGUACAAUUUAUUCGGCAGAAACACAA
Molecule: messenger RNA, 2205 nt
Organism: Daucus carota subsp. sativus
Lineage: Eukaryota; Viridiplantae; Streptophyta; Magnoliopsida; Apiales; Apiaceae
Product: protein MANNAN SYNTHESIS-RELATED 2-like
Exons: 6
Coding region: 667-1905 (412 amino acids)
Source: RefSeq, a predicted model, not a curated record